GUCAUUUGUAUUUCGUGGCAAUCUCGAACUCGACACGUUGCGAGUUACGAGAUACUAACUCGGUCUCUUUCACGUUAAGCGUGUUCCAUAGUGUUACGUGUGCUAGCAAGCACUAGUUUUAAUUAAACUUUAAAAAUGGUGGCCCAAAAGAAACAGAAAAAGUCCCAGGAGGGUAUUAACACAAGACUAGCUCUGGUUAUGAAAUCCGGGAAAUACGUCUUAGGCUACAAGCAAACGCUGAAGUCCCUCCGGCAAGGCAAAGCAAAAUUGGUCAUCAUCGCGAAUAACACUCCUCCUCUAAGGAAAUCGGAGAUAGAAUAUUAUGCCAUGUUGGCGAAGACAGGUGUACAUCAUUAUGUCGGAAACAAUAUAGAAUUGGGAACCGCGUGUGGAAAGUAUUUCCGCGUGUGUACCCUUUCUAUUACAGAUCCUGGAAACUCCGAUAUUAUAAAGUCUAUGCCCACUGGUGAUCAGGCAUAAGUAUAUAUUUUUUAUUUAAUAAAAAUUCAAUAAAACCUAAA
Messenger RNA from Colletes gigas, 521 nucleotides. It is a transcript of the gene RpL30, whose product is annotated as 60S ribosomal protein L30. The transcript has 4 exons. Gene Ontology annotation, cellular component: cytosolic large ribosomal subunit. Lineage: Eukaryota; Metazoa; Arthropoda; Insecta; Hymenoptera; Colletidae. Gene Ontology annotation, molecular function: RNA binding; structural constituent of ribosome. The record is from RefSeq and is a predicted model, not a curated record. The coding region runs from base 136 to 480 and encodes 114 amino acids.